Molecule: messenger RNA, 1833 nt
Organism: Gymnodraco acuticeps
Lineage: Eukaryota; Metazoa; Chordata; Actinopteri; Perciformes; Bathydraconidae
Gene: ndufaf4
Product: NADH:ubiquinone oxidoreductase complex assembly factor 4
Exons: 3
Coding region: 49-597 (182 amino acids)
Biological process (GO): mitochondrial respiratory chain complex I assembly
Cellular component (GO): mitochondrion
Source: RefSeq, a predicted model, not a curated record
CACCGUCGUCAGUUUGAAUAAACUGUAUUGCUAGCUGUGUUUCGUAACAUGUCAAACAUGGGGGCACGGGUUGCGCGUAUGUUCCGAAAUUUCAACCUGGAGAACCGUGUUCACCGAGAAAUCUCCAAGGAGAAGCCGCGAGCAGCACCCCGCCACCAGGCCGACCUGUCGCGCUCCUCCGGCGGCUCUGAAUCCGCGGAGACAGCGGAGUUGGUGAGCCAGAAGAACGCCCCGCUGCUGGGCCUCCUGCGCUCCGUGUAUGUGGAGUCCAAGGACCCGGCAGCAGCAGAGGCAUCACAAGAGGUGAGCAUGGAGACAGAAGGUGCGCGGCGGCCGCUCAGGUUCAGUGUGCCGGGGGGGCACUACGGCCUGGUGGAACUAACAGACGUUCCUAGAGGCAAGCUGACCAUCGCUGAGACCCUGAAGGCCCUGGGCAGCCACCAGAGGCAGCCUCAGACCUGGACCCCGGGAAAGAUUGCUCAGGAAUAUUCUCUGGACCUGAAGGACACAAAGGCUCUCCUGGAGUUCUUCAUCCCCUUCCAGGUUCACAUCAUACCCCCCAAGACUCAGAGUGCCAAGCAAAUAAAGGCUUCCUAAAACUGGAUUGUAGGUGAAAGGAAGCUCAUCUAAAUCCCAGAGACUUCAGAGCAUCUAACCCCCCCCCCCCCCCCCCCCCCCCCCCCCGUUAGGAGAGACGUCAUCCUGUGCAAGACUGAACCUCAAUGCUGUCCCUAACAUGAUACUCCUGCUGCACAGUUCAGAGGCCAUGUGAGAGCUCAUACAUCCUGAGAUUAGCUUCUCUUCAGCUGUGCACAGAAAGUAUUGCAUUUGUUCUUUGUUCCCAGCAGACAUUUGGACCGUCAGAGCAGGAAAAGCAUGGGUGUUACGGACAACAUUUAAAAGGGCUGUUGUGUAUUAGCGUGUUCCAGUAAGCUGUGACUGGUGCUUCUGAAGGGAAACCGGCCCUCACUGAUCUUAGCAUUUACUCCUGUGCUCUUCUGUCAACUGUCCAAAUGUCCUCUGGGGAAAGGCUGGAUUUCAAAUGUUCUGCCCUGCUCAUCACAUCAUGAUCAUCAGAUUGAAUAAAACAUGUUUGGGUUUCAGUCAAAUAAAAGCAUAUAUAAUGUCUAUUCAAAGAAAACUUUAUUUGAGUGGGAUAAUAAAUGAAUAAUUGCAAUAUUAACCGUUGUAAGAAACAUAUUAUGUCUAAGAGAAAUGUUAAUGUUGGCAACACAGAUUGCAUAUUCCUUAAAUAUGAUUUAAAUUAAAACCACUGUUUUUGUAAAGUUCUGAAUAUUCGAAGUUAUGUCACUAUCCUACGGAUAUGUUAUUCUGUUAAGAUGCUGGGAUUCUGCAAAUGUUAAAACCGUGAAAAUGUGUUUUUUGUAAUGAAUACAUGCAGUGUUAAAUCAUAAGGCCUACUUUUGAAUCAUCAAGUCUGUUGUGGACCUGUCGAGAUGCAAUCCGGUUCAAAAGGACGAGCCCUGUCAUUUACUUUCAAUAAACCCUCGGUCAAGUGUCACCGGCCUCUCAGGAGCACAUUGGGUCCUCCCCUAAGGUUUGGAUCUCUAUGAAACACGAGUCAUGUGAUGAGUCCGAACUAAGAUGUGUUGCAGACUCCGAGGCCUAGUGGAGUGGUACAUUGGAUACACAAGCACUAUAACCACUGCAGCUUGAACACAUGUACAAUGAUGUUUUCUCGAUAUAUUUUUGAAUUCCAAUUUUUCAAAUGGGUCUUUAAUUCACUGUGAAACAAAUCGACUACCCUAAUUGACCAUUCGGGACAAAAAUGUCCACUGUCAAAAAACUUUUAUAAAAACAUAUUAAAAUAUA